CGCGGGCACGAAGAUUGAAAUUCCUGGGCGCCAAAGAGCCCUAACCCUAAUUCCCUGUAGCUAAUUCUAUCUAUGGCGUCUUCUUCGCUCCGCUUCUCAAUCUCUCCGCCCCGACUCGGCGAUCGCAACCACAUCGAAUGGACUCGAUCCGGAUUAGAUCACUGCUCAAUGCGGCCGAGGAGCCACGGCGCCGCCGAUCGCCGCCAAUUCCUGUGCUGCGCAGGUGUGCAAGACGAUUUAGCAAAGAAGGACAUGGAUAUUUGGCAAUUGUUGAGAAUAGAAGCAAUGGAGCAAUCCCAGGCGGAGCCAUACCUCGCGAGCUUUCUCUACGCCACGGUUCUUUCGCAUCCCUCGCUGGAGAGAUCCUUGGCAUUCCACCUCGCCAACAAGCUAGCAAACAUGACGCUCCUUUCCACCCAGCUCUUCUCCUUGUUCUCGGAAACUUUCUCGGCUGAUACAAGCAUACAAGAAGCAAUGCGAGAGGACAUGAAGGCUUUCAGAGAGAGGGAUCCAGCGUGCACAAGCUACGUCCAUGGCAUGCUCAACUACAAGGGGUUCCUGGCCUGCCAAGCGCACCGCGUCUCUCACAGGCUCUGGCGUCAACAUCGCACGGGACUGGCACUGGCACUCCAGAACAGGAUCUCCGAAGUUUUCCAAGUCGACAUCCAUCCCGGAGCUCAAGUUGGCAAAGGCAUGUUUCUCGACCACGCCACGGGCGUAGUGGUGGGAGAGACAGCUACCAUCGGCGACAACGUCUCCAUUCUCCACCACGUCACGCUUGGCGGGACUGGCAACCGCUGCAUGGACCGGCAUCCAAAAGUUGGAAACGGAGUCCUCAUCGGAGCUGGAGCAACGUUACUCGGCCCAAUCAAAGUCGGGGACGGUGCCAAGAUCGGCGCUUGCACGCUCGUCCUCAUCGACGUUCCCUGCUACUGCACCGCGGUCGGAGUCCCCGCCAGGAUCAUUCGCAACACCGCAGCGGCAGUCACUCCACCACCGCCGUGCGACUUCCCGGGACAAAGCAUGGAUCACACCUCCGAGAUCCUGGACUACGUGAUCUGACACUUCCCAGUAAAAAAAGCUUUUGUUUUGUACAGUUAGAAACAAGAAAGGAAUAUAACACCUCCAAAUUGUAACGUGUCAGAGGCAAGAAAACUCGGGUGACUACCACCACAGCUAGUCUAUAUGUCAACA
Molecule: messenger RNA, 1194 nt
Organism: Selaginella moellendorffii
Lineage: Eukaryota; Viridiplantae; Streptophyta; Lycopodiopsida; Selaginellales; Selaginellaceae
Product: serine acetyltransferase 5
Exons: 4
Coding region: 73-1062 (329 amino acids)
Cellular component (GO): cytosol; cytoplasm
Molecular function (GO): L-serine O-acetyltransferase activity
Source: RefSeq, a predicted model, not a curated record